Styela clava is the source of this 558-nucleotide messenger RNA. Its product is annotated as aminopeptidase N-like. Lineage: Eukaryota; Metazoa; Chordata; Ascidiacea; Stolidobranchia; Styelidae. The record is from RefSeq and is a predicted model, not a curated record.
AUGGGAGAUAGCGGGUUUAAUUUGAGUAAAUCACGAAUAAUAAUUCUAGUUGUUGUUGUAGCACUUCUUCUUCUUAUAGAAGGUUUGCUCAUUGGAUUGGUUGCUCGACCUACGUGUAACGUAGUAGUUCAGGAUGAAACGACGACUAAAUGUACCACCACAAAGUCAUCAACUGCAUCAACUCCUAUUACAGAAGCACCGACGGGUCCUUGGACAGCGUUUAGAAUUUCGCACGAUCAUUUACCUAUCUCAUAUAAUAUUGAUAUUCGCCCUGUACUCGAAAUGAAUGCUGAUGGAAAAUAUAUGUUUUAUGGAACAUCGAGCGUAACGUUUAGCUGUGAAACAGCAACGAAAUACAUCAUUUUGCAUAGCAGAAAAUUGAUUUAUACACAAUCUCAAGUUACUUUGACUGAGAACGGAAAUAACAUCCCAAUGAAAAGUAUGAUGUAUUAUAAACCAAAUGAAUUCAUGGUAUUCAAAAGUGAAAAUCUUUGUGAAGUUGCGAAGUUACACGAUAUCAUCAUCAAAAUUGCAACACAGAGAGUGCCACAUUCAUAA